Lottia gigantea (owl limpet) is the source of this 2875-nucleotide messenger RNA. RefSeq lists its product as hypothetical. The record is from RefSeq and is a predicted model, not a curated record. Gene Ontology annotation, biological process: signal transduction. The coding region runs from base 292 to 2232 and encodes 646 amino acids. The transcript has a single exon. Lineage: Eukaryota; Metazoa; Mollusca; Gastropoda; Lottiidae.
UCCGAGCUCGCUGACAGGGUUAAUGUAGGUUUGAACCGUUAUAUAUUUGGGUUAGAGUGUGACAACUUGUAUGGGUACACACUUCAACAUUAACUUUGAUAGGGCAAGGUGACAUUUAUUACGUGGACAAAAUGUUGCACUAGAGAAUUGUAUACAAUGCUGUUUCAUUCAUGGAAUUGCGUCUCCUGGAUAGAAUAAUUCUGUUAACCAAUACUAUUAUACAUCAACUUCAGAGUGAAACGUUAAUGGUUUAAACAGACUGACGAUAAAAGCGAAUUUUUAAACUUUAAUAUGGAAAGCAGACGUGAAAAGUUUAGUCUUAGCAGUUCGUCUGUUGACGAGGACACUGUAAGCGUAGUGUCCUACGAUUCAGCAUUUUUCGAAGAGACACAAAUAGAACAAAGCGAAGAAUGUAAAAAAGUUCUGAAUAAAGUGGCCACUUCGGUAAGUCAAUUAAAAAAUUUUUGUGACCAGCCUACAAAGAUCUGUAAACAAUUAACUGCCAUUUUGGACUUAUAUUUCAACAAAGCUAAAUAUAGAAAAGAUGUCGCCGAGGAGCUGUGGAGGUGCGGAUAUGCAUCGUACGCCAUCCGCAUGUUUGCUGCCUUGAAGGACAAAGACACACGCAAAUCAGGAAUCUUUAAGCCUUUCAGACUGGUAGUGCAUGUUUUAUGGGCUUAUACAAGCUACAGCGAGAAUCUGUCGAGAGAUCUUACUGAUACUGGAGAAGACAAUGGUCUCAUAGAGGAAGUAUGUGACUUUUUGUCUCAACCUCAUAACACACCCACUGAAAUGAUGAAAAACAAAGACAAAGAACAUAUAAUUAUGUCGACCAUCAGUGUACUGAGGAAUAUAGCAACUUAUAAACAUACCGUCCCACGUUUUCAAGACAUGGACGUCUUCAACCUGGUGAAACGGUAUUCAGAUAUUGACAAAAAGGAUAUCAAGUUGAUCACGUAUACUACCAUGGCUUUGAUUGCUACAGAAAAACAAGCCAAGGAACUGACCGCUGGGCUGGACACCUUUCAAUACAUUGUUCGUUUAAUGUCUUUGGCUGUUGGUAGAGAUGACAUUAAUCGUAUCAAGGAACGGUAUAUGUCCUCGGAUUUAGUUUUGUAUCUCAACAAACUUACAAUUGACGGUGAUAUCGUAGCUAUUCUUAAAACUAAUAUUCUAGACACCUUCUUUAAAAUGUUGAAAGCUCCAGACAGAGAGGAAAGAUUACGUACCACAAUAUGUUUGUACAAUAUAAGUUUCAACCCAAAUGGACGAGAGGCAAUUCGACAGCAUAAAAACUUAUAUCCUUGUUUGACAACUAUAGAAAAGUUAGAAAAGGAUCCUGAGAUUAAACACAAUUUGCAAGGUCUUUUAGCAAACUUGAAUCCCGAAUCGGCACCUCCAUCGAGACUAAUUUCCAAAACACGCCAUAUUUUGAUCAACUACAACAAAGAGGAUACGGGAAUGGUGAAGAAAAUUGUCGAGAGGAUCACGGCAGCUGGCAUAGAAAUUUGGAUUGACUACAAAUUAGGACAUUGCGACCUGCUAGGUGCCAUCUCUGAAGCUGUUGCGGAGUCAUCAGUCGUUGUGGUAUGUCUUUCAGAACCAUUUCGUCAAGAUCCGUGGUGUAAAGGCGUUGCCUAUAAAGCAAUUGAGCACAAAAAAACUUUCAUUCCACUUUGUAUGCAGUAUAAAUAUAAACCCGAAGGAUGGCUUGAAUUCUUUAUUCCAAAUGAAAGACGAUAUAUAGAUUUCAGUAACAGAGCCGAUUUCGAAUCAAGCCUUCAACAGUUUUUGCAAGAAUUAAAAAAUCCAUCAUUUUCCUUGGGUACGCUAAAGAAUGCUUUAGAUUAUGUUAAAGACACCAAAGAUGAUUUUGAAAAAGAUCCCGAUGCUGCCAUCUUUGAUGAAACGAAAGAAGGUUGUGACCAGGUGGAGUCCGCUCUUGCUCAACCGGAAUCUGCCUCCUUCCAACAGGUCAUUUCUAACCCAAUCCCCAACCACGUGGAGAAGAUGGACACUGAGAAAGUGAAACGAUGGUUUAUUAAAAACGAUUUAAGUAAACUAACAGAGAAGAUGAAAGGAAUGGAUGGCAAGAGGUUAUGGGAACUGCAGUGUAUGAAAGUUCAAAACCGAGACAUCUAUGAUAAUUUUCUUGUGAGUGAGUACGGAUUGACUGGGGAAGAAUUGCUUAACUUCGAUACAGCUCUUCGUAAUCUCGUUAGUUUAUCGUGAACGCCCACUGUGUUAAUCGUGAACAACCACUGUGUUUAUCGUGAACACCCACUGUGUUUAUCGUGAACAUCCAAUGUGUUUAUCGUGAACAUCCACUGUGUUUAUCGCGAACAUCCAAUGUAUUUACCGUGUUACUGAAUUGAACUAUAACGUCUGAAAAAGGUUGUUUGUAGGAAUUGUCUUGCUUGUACGGAUUUUUUAUUGAAGGGGAAAAAAUAGAGGUUUUAUUGAGCAUAUAUACAGCAAAUAUAUUUUAGUAAUUUUUAUAUCCACUGGGGGGUCAAACUAUAAUAUACAUAACGAAGGAUGAGAAAAGGAAAAUUCACACAAAUCAUGUAAGGUUUUAAAGGUAUAUUGCUCUUUUUAAUUAUUUAGUUUACUUAAUUUUAACACAGUAGUUGUAAACAAUACUUUAACCCUGUGCCUGUGCAUUCUGUUGAAUAUAUUUUUACUACUUUCAAUCACCCUCUUUGUUUGUUUUAUGAAUACCUGAUAUAUAUUGUAUAUACAUUUAUUUUUUUCUAUUUUUUUUUUUUGCUAAUUUUUUCUGCACAUAAACAGUAAUUGAUGUUACUCCUCGGCCUGUUUGUUUGUUCCAUUCUUUAUUGUUUUUCACCUAAUCACGAAUCAAACACAUAUAUUC